Messenger RNA from Exophiala xenobiotica, 2473 nucleotides. RefSeq lists its product as uncharacterized. The transcript has 3 exons. Gene Ontology annotation, biological process: transmembrane transport. Lineage: Eukaryota; Fungi; Ascomycota; Eurotiomycetes; Chaetothyriales; Herpotrichiellaceae. The record is from RefSeq and is a predicted model, not a curated record. Gene Ontology annotation, molecular function: transmembrane transporter activity. The coding region runs from base 407 to 2227 and encodes 606 amino acids.
CUCUUACUCUGUAUAUUAUUCCCCCUUUGCAUUUACAUUGGAUAGACUUUCUUCCGCGCUUUUGUCUUCUCAAUCUCCAGGUUCUUUCAUUCAUCUUCCGCGGCCUGCAGCCCAUAUUGUACUAGUACUGAUAUUCUAUUCUAAUACUUCCGCUCUCUGUGCCAUAUACACUGCAUUGUCCCUAGCGGACCAUCCGACCACGAAUACUGGAUACAAUUCGACUGGAUCGCACUCAAUACCGUUCAGCAUAGUGGACUCUACAUCGGACCUACCUUCGAGCAACGAGGGAGUGGCUCAACGUGCAUCCCUAUUGCCUGUGGUCAGCCAGAUCGCAGUCAGAAUCUUAACUUUCUUAAGCCCUACUUCUAGGCUCACUUAAAGAUUCAACCUAUUGACCUCCGCCUCCAUGGGCUUAUUCAACAAGAAACCAGCCCCGACUGGGUUGGAAACGGCGGAAAAUGUCACCUCCGGAGCCACUACGGUAGUCCCGAGCCAGAAUGUCUCGAAUACAGACCUGAACAAGCAGUCGCAUCUCGAGUCGUCGAUAGUGCAGGCGUCCGAGACCUCGCAGAAAAACGUGGAUUCACAACACCAACAGGCUGUAUCACGAGGAUCAUCCUCGGCAGGCGAUGUCGACGUACAAAAUGAGAAGGCGCAUGGGGAUGGGCUGCUACCGUCUGCCGCGGAUCAGGAGGCUGAGUACCCAUCUGGCUUGAAGCUUGGGUUGAUCACACUCGCACUGUGUCUGUCCGUUUUCCUGGUCGCGCUGGACAACACCAUCAUUGCCACUGCUAUUCCCAAAAUCACCGAUCAUUUCAAUUCCCUCGGCGAUGUGGGUUGGUAUGGUUCGGCGUAUCUACUCACCACUUGUGCCCUGCAGCUGUUCUUUGGAAAGAUGUACACCUUUUUCUCCAUCAAGUACGUCUACCUGACCGCCAUCUUCAUCUUCGAAGUCGGCUCUGCGGUCUGCGGUGCCGCCCCAACAUCAGAGGCUCUUAUUGUCGGUCGUGCAGUUUCUGGUGUGGGAUCAGCUGGUAUCUUCUCCGGCGCCCUCGUCAUCAUUGCAUACACUGUGCCGCUGGUUAAGAGGCCGCUCUUUACAGGGUUUAUCGGAGGAAUGUAUGGGAUCGCUUCUAUAGCUGGGCCUCUGAUGGGUGGUGCGUUCACAGACGGGCCGGGCUGGCGCUGGUGCUUCUACAUCAACCUCCCAUUUGGCGCCGUCACGCUGCUCGUCAUCUUCUUCUUCUUCCAAUCUCCGAACAGAGUGUCCGAAGCCAAAGUCUCGUGGAGGGAAAGAGCACAUCAACUUGAUCUUGGCGGUACAGCCGUGUUUAUCGUCGACAUUGUAGUAUGCCUGCUGGCUCUGCAAUGGGGCGGAUCGACGUACCCGUGGUCGAACUGGAGGAUUAUUUUGUGCCUGACACUUUUUGGUGUGCUCACAGUCGUCUUCAUCGUCAUUCAGUACUUCAUGAAAGAGCACGCCACUGUGCCCUUCGGCAUUAUCUCGCAGCGCAGCGUCGCUGCAGCAAGUUGGUUCGCAUUCACCGUGGGUGGCGCAUUUUUCGUGCUGAUAUACUGGGUUCCGAUCUGGUUCCAGGCCAUCAAGGGCGCGACGGCGUUCAAGUCUGGUAUCGACAGUCUGCCCAUGGUUCUGGGGGUGGUGAUUGCAAGUAUACUGGGCGGUGCGCUUACGACCGCCCUUGGCCACUACUGGCCUUUUUACUGGCUCAGUGUGAUACUGUCUUCCAUUGGCGCCGGGCUGUUGACGACCUUCGAAGUCCAUACUGGCCAUGAGAAGUGGAUUGGGUACCAAGCAUUAUACGGUCUCGGCGUGGGUUUCGGCAUGCAGCAGGCCCUGGUGACGGUUCAAGCGGUCCUGCCGCUCGAGAAAGUGCCCACCGGAACGGCACUGGUCAUGUUUAUGCAGACCUUUGGUGGUGCGCUAUUUGUCUCGGUCGCGCAGAAUGUGUUCAAUAACCGACUCAUCUCGGAAAUCCCGAAGUAUGCGCCCGGCGUCGAUCCAGAAAUUGUGGUACAUGUCGGUGCGACCUCGUUGAAAGAGCAGAUACCUGCAAGAUUCCUGGAUGGCGUGCAGUAUGCAUACAAUAUUGCAUUGACAGAUACCUGGUAUAUCUCUGUGGCUAUGGCAUCCUUGUCGGUCAUCGGCGCAAUCUUCAUCGAGUGGAAGAGCGUCAAGGGCAUGAAGCCGGGUGCUAUGGCUGCUUAGGUGGUGUGUUCGUGCUGUUGCUUGUUUGUUCCUUGCAUAGCGAAUGCUGGGCGUGAUUGCUACUUCUUGAAUGUUGGCUAAGAGGCUCCCAUAUGUAUCACUCGACUCUUCUCAUGUCCUGGAUAGAUUCUGAUGAACAAAAAUAGACGUGGGCGUGGAUAUGGUACUUGUACAAUGGUUGUGAUGAUUGUAUACUAGUGCCAUGCCACCGAUUGAUAGAGAACAAGAAACAUUUCUGAAUUUGAA